AUGCGCGGAAGGUAUUAUCAGAAUAUUGAACAGCCGGAAACGGACAAUCAUUCAUUGAUCAAGCGGAUCCAGGAGACAAGUGUUGUGCUGAGUGAUCUAGAUGGUCUGUUGGUCAAUUCGGAGAACUUUAAUCAGGUUUUCGUGCAUCGAACAAGCAAGGCUUGGAUGCGCAGCACGAUCAGUCGAGUGGUGAAAAGUGAUUUACAUCUGCGAAAGUUUCUUCAAGUGCUCGUUAGUUUUAUAACUUCUGAACGGCAUCCCGAAUGGGCUCGACACGCUCUGGUCUGGCUCCGUUUUCUUCUCUCAAAUUAUCCAAUCCCCAAUUCCACGUGGUCUAACCUACGGCGUGUGAUGGCUCCACUCCGGAGUCAUGCCAAUGAAAUGGCUGGUUUGCAUGAUUCUUAUGUUCGUGCAGCCCUUCGAGGAACCGCCGUGGAACAGUGGUUUACACAAAAAAAGGUGGAGAAUGAGGAAACCAAUCGGGAAAGAUUAUUUUACGACACAAUUAAUGGGAUCCCCUCGACUGGUUUCGUGUUUGUAGAUGUGAUUGCCGGCUCGAUUGGGCAUGGAGGAGUAUUGAUCCAAGAAGUGUGUGAUCCGAUGAACCGGACACCGGCCCCCAAUGGAUUGCGACUUUCUCACACCGCCCCGUUGCCUUGCGGGUCGGAUGGAUAUUUACUUCUUUUGACCCGUGAACUGGAAUUCAUUGUGAAACUAGGUCAACAGACCACGAGCGAAUCAGAUGAGGAAACCAAAUUCCUACUGCUCGGACGUGAGAUCCACAAAGAUCCGGACGAGGAACUCUCAGUCGCAUCGACCACAACAGCAGCAGCAACAACAACAGCAACAGUCAAUCAUACUCCCGUCAAUAGUCCCCAAUCAAAACGUUCACCGGGCAAAGCGAACUUGACCGAUUCCAAAUCCCCAAGCCCAAAGAAACGGCGAUUCAGUGUCUCACGAACAUAA
Molecule: messenger RNA, 966 nt
Organism: Echinostoma caproni
Lineage: Eukaryota; Metazoa; Platyhelminthes; Trematoda; Plagiorchiida; Echinostomatidae
Source: the annotation of a GenBank genome assembly